GGAAUAUUCCAGCGGGUUUGUUCGUGCGCUUUAAAAGGACGCGCGCUGAAUAAAGAUUAACGCUUCGCUCCACAACCAAACCCGAGAUUUACGCACGUCUUUUCUUGGUUUUUGUGAUUCUGGAGGUCCUAUCAGAUGUGUUGCUGUGAGCUAUAACGCAGAGGCAAACAUGAUCCUCCUGACUUCCUCCUCUGAUUUCUUCCAGUGCACCAACAAGUUCUUUCUGAGUGAACAGGCUGCAGGGAUCCAGCUCAAAGAGUUUGCACGUAAAAAUGCAGCAAAUGCACUGUCAGUUACCAACAUGGUCAUGGGCAUGGCCUCCAUUCUCAGCAGUCUUAACGGACACCAUCAUGCUGCUUGUUGGCUGGUUCUUACUGGCUACCUGCUGGAUUUGGCAGAUGGAGCAGUUGCCAGGCGACUUGAUGCCUGCUCAGCACUGGGUGAAAAACUCGAUGAUUUUGCUGAUUUCACCACCUUUGGAAUCGCCACAUCAUUGCUACUGAGGACAACGGACUUGCUGGGCGACAUCAUGUGCAUGUGUUACGUCCUGUCCGUCUUUGUGCGCCUCUGUUUCUUCUCAAGCGGGAUUCCAUUCAUGUACCGUGGUCUGCCAUGUGUCUACUCCUCUGCAAUCCUGGCCAGUGCCUCUCUGCUGUCAGGGGGCAACAUGGCUGUGCUACAGGUCAUCAAGGUGGCCAUGAUCCUCUUCAUGAUCACUGAGACUUUCUAUCCCCAUGACAGGGUCCUGGAGUCUCAGGCCUGGAAAAAAGUGGUUUAUGCUGGAGGUGUGGUCAUGGUGUUCUGCUCAUCCUUCCCUCCUGCGUGCGUCUACUACCUGCUUUGGUCUGUCUCCUACGUUUUGUUCCCGACAUCUCUUUGGAACAGAAAAGUCUAAACUCUCAUCAAAACUGUUUGGCUUUAGCCCAUUUGGUGACGUGAGGCUUUCAGACUGCUGCUGCCCCCUACUGUCCCGGAGGAUCUCAGCUGAACAUAACAACAGCACCUUGCUCUGUUUAACACUUUCUUUGAAUUGGAACCUCAAAAAACACUGGAUCAGAAAGAAAUGGAGCAAAGGAUAAGAACAUUUUAAUAUUCAAGUAGGAAUGGGCUUUUUGUGAUGUCUUAUUCUUUGCUUACAUUUUGGGUGAAGUCACUGCUUGCUUGGUUUGCUCUAAAAACUAGAAUUUUCCAUGAGGUUUUCUCUUCUGCUACAAUCAAAUUGUUACUCAUUGCAAUAAUGGCUGGAGAGCUCAUCAUACAGCAUUUUCAUAUGAUAAUUUAAAAGAACAUAUUUCUUAGGAGAUAAUGACAUAAAACUGUAAUUUUUUUCUCUGUUUUGGUUACUGUUGAGUUUGGUAACUGUAGGAAUGCUUACAGCACUUGUCAGAUUUUUAUGAGUAGAUGUUUGAGUGCUUUGCACAUGAGGCUAAAAAGGUAACAAUUAACAACAUGACUUUUUGGCAGUACUUUUUACAGAUUUAAAAUUCCACAUCUUUUAUUGUUUAUUUCUUGCAUAAGAAUGGACACUGCAGUAGGAUGUGGAAAGUGAACAUUAGUGACAUUCCAUUUUGGUUUCAGUCCAUCACAGAGAAUGAAGAUGCUGCUUCUUAUUUAUUAGGCCACUGAGAAAUAAUCUGCUAAAAAAAAAAAAAAAUCGAAUUGAAAUAAAUCUUAACUGGAAAAGGGACUGUAAGAAAAUGGGUAAUAAAGAUGGAAUUAAAAUAAGCAUAAUGGUGUGUU
This is a messenger RNA of Thalassophryne amazonica, 1740 nucleotides long. Its product is annotated as transmembrane protein 269-like. Gene Ontology annotation, biological process: phospholipid biosynthetic process. Gene Ontology annotation, cellular component: membrane. The coding region runs from base 170 to 895 and encodes 241 amino acids. The record is from RefSeq and is a predicted model, not a curated record. Gene Ontology annotation, molecular function: phosphotransferase activity, for other substituted phosphate groups. The transcript has 7 exons. NCBI's taxonomy places the organism in Eukaryota, Metazoa, Chordata, Actinopteri, Batrachoidiformes, Batrachoididae.